This is a messenger RNA of Pteronotus mesoamericanus, 4089 nucleotides long. It is a transcript of the gene PLCG2, whose product is annotated as phospholipase C gamma 2. Gene Ontology annotation, molecular function: phosphatidylinositol-4,5-bisphosphate phospholipase C activity; protein binding. Lineage: Eukaryota; Metazoa; Chordata; Mammalia; Chiroptera; Mormoopidae. The record is from RefSeq and is a predicted model, not a curated record. The transcript has 32 exons. The coding region runs from base 24 to 3821 and encodes 1265 amino acids. Gene Ontology annotation, biological process: phospholipid catabolic process; positive regulation of epithelial cell migration; release of sequestered calcium ion into cytosol.
CCUCCUCCCUGGAGAGGCCAACAAUGACCGCCAUGGUCAAUGUGGACGCCCUUCAGGAAUAUGAGAAGAGUCAGAUCAAAAGAGCCUUGGAGCUGGGCACGGUGAUGACUGUGUUCAGCUUCCGCAAGUCCACCCCGGAGCGCAGGACCGUCCAGGUGAUCAUGGAGACGCGGCAGGUGGCCUGGAGUAAGACAGCCGACAAGAUCGAAGGCUUCUUGGAUAUCGUGGAAAUAAAGGAAAUCCGCCCAGGGAAGAACUCUAAGGAUUUUGAGCGUGCUAAAGUAGUCCGCCAGAAGGAAGACUGCUGCUUCACCAUCUUGUAUGGCACCCAGUUCACCCUCAGCACACUCAGUUUAGCAGCGGACUCUAAGGAAGAUGCAACCAAGUGGCUCUCUGGCUUGAAAAUCUUACACCAAGAAGCAAUGAGCGCAUCCACACCCACCAUUAUUGAGAGUUGGCUGAGAAAGCAGAUUUAUUCAGUGGAUCAAACCAGAAGAAACAGCAUCAGCCUCCGAGAGUUGAAGGCCAUCUUGCCCCUCGUCAACUUCAAAGUGAGCAGUGCCAAGUUCCUCAAGGAUAAGUUUGUGGAAAUAGGCGCGCACAAAGAUGAACUCAGCUUUGAACAGUUCCAUCUCUUCUAUAAAAAACUUAUGUUUGAACAGCAAAAAUCGAUUCUUGAUGAAUUCAAAAAAGACUCCUCUGUGUUCAUCCUGGGCAACACUGACCGGCCGGACGCCUCUGCUGUUCACCUGCACGACUUCCAGCGGUUUCUCUUACAUGAACAGCAGGAACAUUGGGCUCAGGAUCUGAACAAAGUCCGCAAGAGGAUGACAAAGUUUAUCGAUGACACGAUGAGGGAAACUGCGGAGCCCUUCUUGUUUGUCGAUGAGUUCCUCACAUACCUGUUUUCACGGGAGAACAGCAUUUGGGAUGAGAAGUAUGACGUGGUGGACAUGCAGGACAUGAACAACCCCUUGUCCCAUUACUGGAUCUCCUCAUCACAUAACACGUACCUCACAGGUGACCAGCUGCGGAGUGAGUCAUCCACGGAGGCAUAUAUCCGCUGUCUGCGCAUGGGCUGUCGCUGCAUUGAGUUGGACUGCUGGGACGGGCCCGACGGGAAGCCCAUCAUCUACCAUGGCUGGACACGGACCACCAAGAUCAAGUUUGAUGAUGUUGUGCAGGCCAUCAAAGACCAUGCCUUUGUCACCUCGAGCUUCCCUGUGAUCCUGUCCAUCGAGGAGCACUGCGGCGUGGAACAGCAGCGCUACAUGGCCAGAGUGUUUAAGGAGGUGUUUGGCGACCUGCUGCUGAUGAAGCCCACGGAGGCCAGUGCCGACCAGCUGCCCUCGCCCAGCCAGUUGCGGGAGAAGAUCAUCAUCAAGCAUAAGAAGCUGGGCCCCCGAGGCGACAUCGACGUCGACAUGGAGGACAAGAAGGACGAACACAAGCAGCAGGGCGAACUGUACAUGUGGGAUUCCAUCGACCAGAAAUGGACUCGGCACUACUGCGCCAUCGCCGAUGCCAAGUUGUCCUUCAGCGAUGACAUUGAACAGACCAUGGAAGAGGAACUGCCCCAGGAUACGCCCCCAACAGAGCUGCAUUUUGGAGAGAAGUGGUUCCAUAAGAAGGUAGAGAAGAGGACAAGUGCUGAGAAGCUGUUGCAGGAGUACUGCUCUGAGACAGGGGGCAAGGAUGGAACCUUCUUGGUGCGGGAGAGCGAGAGAUUCCCCAAUGACUACACCCUGUCCUUCUGGCGGUCUGGCCGGGUCCAGCACUGCCGGAUCCGCUCUACCAUGGAGGACGGGGUGCUGCGGUACUACCUGACUGACAACCUCACGUUCCCCAGCAUCUACGACCUCAUCCAGCACUACCGUGGGACGCACCUGCGCUGCGCCGAGUUCGAGCUCCGGCUCACCGACCCCGUGCCCAACCCCAACCCCCACGAAUCAAAGCCGUGGUACUAUGACGGGCUGAGCCGUGGAGAAGCAGAGGACAUGCUCAUGAGAGUUCCCCGGGACGGCGCCUUCCUCAUCCGGAAGCGGGAAGGCAGCGACUCCUACGCCAUCACCUUCAGGGCCAAGGGCAAGGUGAAGCACUGUCGCAUCAACCGGGACGGCCGGCACUUUGUGCUGGGGACCUCUGCCUACUUUGAGAGUCUGGUGGAGCUCGUCAGUUACUACAGGAAGCACGCGCUGUACCGAAAGAUGAAACUGCGCUACCCUGUGACUCCCGAACUCCUGGAGCGCUACAGUAUGGAAAGAGAUAUAAACUCCCUGUAUGACGUCAGCAGAAUGUAUGUGGAUCCCAGUGAAAUCAAUCCUUCUAUGCCUCAGAGAACUGUGAAAGCUCUAUAUGACUACAAAGCCAAGCAGAGUGACGAGCUGAGCUUCUGCCGUGGCGCCCUCAUUCACAACGUCUCCAAGGAGCCCGGGGGCUGGUGGAAAGGAGACUAUGGAACCAGAAUCCAGCAGUAUUUCCCAUCCAAUUACGUUGAAGACAUUUCAACAGUUGAUGUGGAGGAUCUGGAAAAGCAGAUUAUUGAAGACAAUCCCUUAGGGUCUCUUUGCAGAGGAAUACUGGAUCUCAAUGCCUAUAACGUUGUGAAAGCGCCACAGGGCAAAAACCAGAAGCCUUUUGUCUUUAUCCUGGAGCCCAAGAAGCAGGGUGACCCUCCAGUGGAGUUUGCCACGGACAGGGUGGAGGAGCUCUUUGAAUGGUUUCAGAGCAUCCGGCAGAUCACCUGGAAGAUUGACACCAAGGAGAACAACAUGAAGUACUGGGAGAAGAACCAGUCGAUCGCCAUCGAGCUCUCAGACCUGGUCGUCUACUGCAAACCAACCAGCAAGACCAAAGACAACUUAGAAAAUCCCGACUUCCGAGAAAUCCGUUCCUUUGUGGAGACGAAGGCUGACAGCGUCAUCAGACAGAAACCCAUCGAUCUCCUGAAGUACAAUCAGAAAGCCCUGACCCGUGUUUACCCAAAGGGGCAGAGGGUGGACUCCUCCAACUACGAUCCCUUCCGCCUCUGGCUGUGCGGCUCCCAAAUGGUGGCACUCAAUUUCCAGACUGCAGACAAAUACAUGCAGAUGAAUCAGGCCUUGUUCUCCCUCAAUGGGAGGACCGGCUACGUCCUACAGCCCGAGAGCAUGAGGACGGAGAAGUACGACCCCCUGCCACUCGAGUCCCAGAGGAAGAUUCAGAUGACCCUGACGGUCAAGGUUCUCGGGGCUCGCCAUCUUCCCAAGCCUGGACGAAGCAUUGCGUGUCCCUUUGUGGAGGUAGAAAUAUGUGGAGCCGAAUAUGACAAUAACAAGUUUAAGACAACGGUUGUGAAUGACAAUGGCCUAAGCCCUGUUUGGGCUUCGACACAGGAGAAGGUGACUUUUGAAAUCUAUGAUCCAAACCUCGCAUUUCUGCGCUUUGUGGUGUAUGAGGAAGAUAUGUUCAGCGAUCCCAACUUUCUCGCUCAUGCUACUUACCCCAUUAAAGGAAUCAAAUCAGGAUUUAGAUCUGUUCCUCUGAAGAAUGGGUACAGCGAAGACAUCGAGCUGGCUUCCCUCCUGGUUUUCUGUGAGAUGCGGCCAGUCCUGGAGAGCGAAGAGGAACUGUACUCCUCCUGUCGCCAGCUGCGGAGGCGGCAAGAAGAGCUGAACAACCAGCUCUUUCUAUAUGACACACACCAGAACUUGCGCAAUGCCAACCGGGAUGCCCUCAUUAAAGAGUUCAAUGUCAACGAGAACCAGCUCCAGCUGUACCAGGAGAAGUGCAACCGGAGGUUGAGAGAGAAGAGAGUCAGCAACAGCAAGUUUUACUCAUAGAAGCCAGGGUGUAUGUGUAAGGCUGUUGUGUGUGUGCGUAUAUUUGCAUGUAGAAGAAUGUGCUGAAUGCAGACCCUGGGAUCAUGCUCAUCUGCGACGUCAUCCUCUGUUCAAGUCCACUGUCAAGAUGACGUUUCUGAAGAAGACCCAGUCAGCAUAAGUUAGGGUGAUUUCCUCCUAAUUUUUUCACCUUGGACAAUUUCUUAACUUAUAAUUCUCUAUAGAGGAUCCUAAAAUCACGUUCCUCGUUUUCGGCCUCUUGUGUUCC